Messenger RNA from Planococcus citri (citrus mealybug), 3146 nucleotides. Its product is annotated as zinc finger protein 623-like. Gene Ontology annotation, molecular function: DNA-binding transcription factor activity, RNA polymerase II-specific; RNA polymerase II cis-regulatory region sequence-specific DNA binding; zinc ion binding. Lineage: Eukaryota; Metazoa; Arthropoda; Insecta; Hemiptera; Pseudococcidae. Gene Ontology annotation, cellular component: nucleus. The record is from RefSeq and is a predicted model, not a curated record. The coding region runs from base 174 to 2669 and encodes 831 amino acids. The transcript has 11 exons. Gene Ontology annotation, biological process: regulation of transcription by RNA polymerase II.
AAAUAAAAUUCCCAAGUUUGCCCUUUACAAUCCUCGCCAUCUUGUUUUUUCGUAUCGAAAAUUAAGAAAAUUAAAACGUUCAUGCGUCAUAACGUUUGAUAUUUCGUAUUAUUGUUCACAUUUUACGAAUAUAAAAUAAUUUCUGAACCAAGUGACCCCUAAUUAUUGUCAAAAUGACAGCUGGCAAAGAAACAACGUCCAACAACACUUUGUGUUUGAUUUGCGAUGCUAGUAUGGGUGUUUCUACGAGGAAAUGCUGUCCCAUUUUUGAACAACGUGUAUCGUCUUCAGAACGCAUCAUCGUCUCAGUGAUAAGUAGCAUAUUAGGAGAGAAUUUAACCGAAGAGAAUGUACACAGUAAUGUAAUCUGUAAAAAGUGUUUUAAAACUUGUAACGAAGUCGAUGAACUAGAGGAACGACUAUCAGAGCUAAAAGUUGAAUUGAAGACCAGUUAUCAGCGUACUUAUAAAAAACAAACAUCCGGUGAGAAAGAUUCAGACUCUACGGUCACCGAAGAGAAAACCGAACAAAAGAAAAAUGAAACUAGUCCGAAAAAACGGAAACGAGGAAGGCCGAGUAAAAAAGGUCCGGCGAACAACGAUGAAGAUGAAACCACCAGUCUUAUCGAAUUACUGGAAGGUGAAAAUGAGAACGCACCUGCUAGUAAUACAGUUGCUGCUGAAAAUGGAACUGAAAACGAAGACGAAAUCAUCGAGUUGAAUGGUGAGGAAGUAGAUUCACCGGAAAGAGAAUCUAGUAAUCAAGACGUUCAAAUCAAGAUGGAAGCAAUGGAAGAUGAGGAAGAUGAAGAAAAUGAAAACGAGAAUGAUAAUGACAAUGAUAACGAAAAUGAAAACGAGAACGACGACGAUGAAGACGAGGAUGAUGAUGAAGAAAAGAAGCAAGCCAAAAAGAAACGCAAAACUGAGAAAUCUGCUAAGAAAACGAAAAAACCCAAAGAAGUUCUGAUACCUCAAAUGGUUGUUAGUCGCGAGAAUGAAACGUAUACUUGUUUGAUUUGCAACGUCGAGAACAAAUUUAGCUCCGAUGCUCGGGGAAUUACGAACCAUGUUAAAGAAAAACACGACAUUCGUUUGUACAUUUGCGACGUCUGCGGUGUUGAAUUCUUCAAGAGAAGCGAACUUUCGAAGCAUUUAGAUGAACACAUUACCAACGAAGAUGAUACGUUUGAAUGCGAUGUGUGCCAUCGAACGUUCAAUAAUUUCAGACUGUAUCGCGUGCAUAAGAAAAUGCACAAUUCAUCGCAGAAAAAUUACACCUGCGACGUAUGUGGAAAACGAUUCGGGUCGAGAAACUUGUUGGAAGAACACAACAACAUACACACCGGCGAAAGACCUUACUGUUGUUCAAGUUGUGGUAAAAGCUUCACAUCCAAGUAUACCUUGAAAUCGCAUGAAAAAACUCACGAAGAUAGACCGCGUCCGUAUCCUUGUAUUAAUUGCGGUAAAGCAUUCCUUACUCAGCAGAAUUUAAUUCACCACGAACGAAUUCAUUCUGGAAUUAAGAAUUAUAUUUGUCAAGAGUGUGGAAAAUCAUUUAAUACGGCGCGUAAUCUGGAAACUCAUUGUGUGAUUCAUACCGGCUUCAAGCCUUUCAUCUGUCGUCUUUGCGGCAAAGCUUUCAGUCGCAAGCCAGAAAUACGAGAUCAUGAGCGUACUCACACCGGAGAAAAGCCUUAUCAGUGUGAAUUUUGCGGCGCUUCCUUCGGCCAAAGAAGCAAUUUGCAAUCGCAUAAAAGAUCUACUCAUUACGAUGAUAAACGGUAUAAAUGUACUGACUGCGGUCGAGCGUUCAAGAGAAGGCGUCUUUUAGAUUAUCACAUGAAAGCUGCCCAUACCGGAGAACGACCUUACAAAUGUACUAUUUGUUUGGCGACCUUUAUUUAUCCGGAACAUUUCAAAAAACACAAGCUUAUCCAUACCGGAGAGAAGCCCUACGAAUGCGAAGUCUGUGGUAAAGCGUUCAACAGUAGGGAUAACAGGAAUGCUCAUCGUUUCGUUCACAGUGACAAAAAACCUUACGAAUGUCUGGUAUGUGGCCUCGGAUUUAUGCGAAAACCGUUACUCUACAAUCAUAUGAAUACUGCUGGUCAUCAAAACGAUACGAUUGUCGUAAAUCAACCGCGAUUAACCACCGAUGAAGUUCUUACGAAUAUCAGUACCACUUCUACGGCUACUGCUAUCCAACCUCAAAUUGAGAUGACCAUUAUCACCGACGAAGAAGGAAACCAAAAACUUGUGCCUACUAAUUCUUUGACUCAGGAAGUUGGUCCUGAUCAAAAACUUUACAUACACGAGAUGAAAGAACAUAUUCUUAUACCAGAUGAACAGAAUCCUAAUCAGCAACACAAUCUUCAUAUCGUUAUGGAUGGUCAAGUUGAGGUUCAGUACGCUUCUCAGCAUGAAUUAGGAACCGUGCACCAUGUUCAAACUGCCAACGCUAUAGUUCCAGACGAUAUUCAAAUUACUUCAGAUGGUAGCGCCGUGGUUGUGCCGCACUCUGAAAAUAGUACCAUCACAUAUCAUCAAGAACCCGCUACCAUCAAAACAGACAGCGGUCCUAUACAAAUCGUUCAAAUUAGAUUGUCGGAAGACAGCGAAGAACAGAAACAAUGGAUUAAUUUGCUGCAAGCUCAGCAUCAAGCUUAAAGAUCUCAACCGAUGUGAGAUUUUUCAUCUACUGCACUCGAAAUAUUUUUCGAUUUUUCCCAUUUGUGUUAUUGUUUGUGUAUUGAUAUUUUUAAUGUUUUGUUUACGAGUUGUUUUAAAGAUCGAACGUAUUUUCAGAUUUCUGAAAUAUGUAAUAGUUAUAGUAUGUGCGUAAUUACUGUCUUAACUGACAGAUGAAUUGAUCAGUUUUGAUAGCUGUAGUCUAUAAGUUGCGAUGUGAGACGAAGUUUUCACGCCAUGAGUUUGUUUUCAAAUUGAAAUCGAGUUCACGAUUAAGUUUUGUUAUUGUUAAGGAUUUAAUUCUAACUCGUCUUUGUUAAUUAAUGCUGUAUUGUACACAUUUGUUUCAAGGUCUAUUUAUUUUACUGUACAUAAGUAUUAUUUCGUAACGUCAAGUUAAUGCUUUUUGUAUUGUUUAUUUUUUAAACAAAAAUAAAAUUCAUUUUGCCUAAGUGA